Messenger RNA from Triticum aestivum (bread wheat), 975 nucleotides. Its product is annotated as probable calcium-binding protein CML25/26. Gene Ontology annotation, molecular function: calcium ion binding. The transcript has a single exon. The record is from RefSeq and is a predicted model, not a curated record. NCBI's taxonomy places the organism in Eukaryota, Viridiplantae, Streptophyta, Magnoliopsida, Poales, Poaceae. The coding region runs from base 90 to 545 and encodes 151 amino acids.
CAAAUCAAGCUGCCAGAUCCCAACUAGCUAGCUAGUCAGCUGCAAAACUCAGUGAAAAGGAAGCAAGACCGACGAAUACUCACUCGAUCAUGGUGGCCAUGGUGGUGCCGUCGGUGUUCGCCGCCUUCGACAAGGACGGCGAUGGCAAGGUGUCCGCGUCCGACCUGCGGUGCGGCAUGGCGGCGACCCUGGGCGAGGACGUAUCGGAGGAGGAGGCGGCAGUGAUCCUGGCCGCGGUGGACGCCGACGGCGACGGGCUGCUGAGCCAAGAAGAGUUCUCGAGGCUAGCCGCCGGUGCCCACGAAGAGGACGACGUUGACGUGAGGCAAUGCUGUCUGAGGGAGGCGUUCGGGAUGUACGCAUCAUCAUCCACGGAAGCCACGACGACGAUGAUGAUUACGCCGGCGAGCCUGAGGCGGACGCUGAGCAGGCUGGGCUCUCACGAACUGGGCGUGGACGAGUGCACGGCAAUGAUCUGCAGAUUUGACCUCGACGGCGACGGUGCCCUCUCGUUCGAUGAGUUCCAAGUCAUGAUGAUGGCCUGAUCAUCGACUCUCUUCAUGGAAUUUUUCAAGACAGAUAUAGUGUUCACUUAAGGCGACUGAUAGGCGCCGGUGCGCCGGCCCAAAUUUGGGCCGGUCGCACCGGUACCGUACGAUCUGCAAAACUGGAACCGCACGAUCUCCUACCCUUCCUCCUCUGUCUUGUUGUUCUCUGAUAAAAAAUCCCAUCGCGCCGUCAGGGACGAGCGAUGCGCCCGAUCUAGAAGCUCUGCCCGGCGUAUUUCGCCUGUCGCCGCCCUUGCCGGCCGCCGGCGCCGCCGUUGCCGUCGUCGUCUCUUUUGUUUCUCGCCGGCUCCGUGAAUGCAGCAGCUUGUCCCUGUAGUUGCAGGUCCCCGUUUCGACAGUCACAGCUCCGGUGGCGGCCGCCGCAUCCCCGGCGCACGGCGGUCGUCGGGCGCAGCACCUCCUCCGA